Molecule: messenger RNA, 813 nt
Organism: Paramecium primaurelia
Lineage: Eukaryota; Ciliophora; Oligohymenophorea; Peniculida; Parameciidae
Source: the annotation of a GenBank genome assembly
AUGUUAACUGUAGCAAUAUUACCUAAUUUUAUAAAUGAGCAAAAAAUCUAUUCUUAUUGUUUUUUGGUUGAAUAAUUUAUCAUAAAUUACCUUAAUUAUGAAUAUGGAAUCUACCAUAAUUUGAUAUUAUUUUUCAGUUUUUACAUAUUUGAUUCAUAAAACAAAAAGUAUAACAUAAUGAUUAUUUUAUUAGUAUAAAAUAAUUAACACUUUUUUAUAUUCCAUUAUUGAUAUAUGCAUUUGAAACUGAUACAGAAAUUUAUAUUUAUACAUAUAUUGUUAUUAGUUUAGUAUAUUUUGCAUUACUUAUAAUUGAAUAGGAAAAGCAAGUGAUAUAUUUAAGAUACAUAUUAGUGGUUGUUGGAUUAUUUAUAACAUAGAAAUGGUAUAACAAUUAAUUAAUUAGGUAUUACAAAAUGUUAUUAAUGAUAUUUUUAUUUGACACAGAAAUUAAUUUCAAUAUUAAAAUAUAUGUAUAAGCUUUUGCAGGAAAAUAAAUAUUUGACUUAUUUGUAUCCUAGUCGCCUUUGCUUUUGCAUUAUUUUUUUCAAUAUAAAUACCAUCUAAAUAAUUUCAAUUUUACAGUUUGUUUAUUAAGUAUAAUUACAUUAAUUGUAACAUUACAUAUCCACCAGUAGAAUUUAAUAUUCUCUAAUAUCUUGUAAAUAUAUGUAAAUAAUAAUAUAAAAUAUUAAGCUUCUAUCAUUACCCUUAUGGCCAGUAUUUUUAUAUUAUAAUAGAUCAACAGAUAAUCUAAUUGUAGUAUUUAUUAAUAUUAUUCAAAUAUUAACAUAAUUCUAAAAAUAAGAAUGA